Anopheles nili is the source of this 1794-nucleotide messenger RNA. RefSeq names its product nedd8-activating enzyme E1 regulatory subunit (gene APP-BP1). Gene Ontology annotation, cellular component: nucleus; cytoplasm. The record is from RefSeq and is a predicted model, not a curated record. Gene Ontology annotation, molecular function: ubiquitin activating enzyme activity; NEDD8 activating enzyme activity. The coding region runs from base 12 to 1583 and encodes 523 amino acids. The transcript is spliced from 3 exons. Lineage: Eukaryota; Metazoa; Arthropoda; Insecta; Diptera; Culicidae. Gene Ontology annotation, biological process: protein ubiquitination; DNA damage response; protein neddylation.
UUUUCUGCACAAUGUCGUCGCCUGCUCCAAAAUCUCCCGAAAUGUCUGACAAAAGCCGCAAAUACGACAGACAAAUCAGGCUUUGGGGUGAACACGGGCAAACGGUGCUCGAAAACGCUCACGUUUGCCUAAUAAACGCGACAGCCCUUGGUACGGAGAUUCUGAAGGGCAUCGUGCUGCCCGGCAUUGGCGGUUUCACCAUAGUUGAUCACAGGACCAUAACGGAGGAAGAUGUCGGGUGCAAUUUCUUCCUGGAUCUCGAGUCGAUCGGUCAAUCGCGAGCCAAGCGCUGCAUGCAGUUGUUACAGGAAUUAAACCCUGAUGUUAACGGUGAUUACCUGGACGAGCAUGUGGAACCCUUAAUCGACGGGCAACCUGAUUUCUUUCGCAGUUUUGAUGUCGUCAUUGCGACUUGUAUUAGCCAACGAACAAUUUUGCGUCUCUCUAAUGUGCUGUGGGAUCAAAACAUUCCCCUAAUAGUCGCACGUUCGGUAGGGUUUUACGGUGUGGCUCGUCUACAGUUGCGCGAGCAUUGUAUCAUCGAAACGCAUCCAGACAAUAAACCCACCGACCUGCGGUUGGAACAUCCGUUUGAGGGAUUGAAAAAGCAUAUGGACGAGACUGAAAUUACAAAUAAGGUACCGUGGCUGGUAGUGCUAUAUAAAAUACUGCAGGAAUGGGUGGCCGCACACGAUGGCCGAUACCCUUCGAACUAUCGUGAAAAGUCGGAUUUGAGGGAAAUGAUUCGUUCUAAGAUGGAAGGCGAGCAGGAAAAUUUUGAAGAGGCAAUCAAAGCGGUAAAUUCCAGCUUUGGUGGAGGAACACCAUCUACUGCCGUACGGGAGAUGUUACAAGAUCAUCGAUGUGUAAACGUAAACACGGAGAGCAACGCUUUCUGGAUAAUGGCACGUGCUUUAAAAGAUUUUGUGGAGAAUGAAGGCAAUGGAUUGCUACCGCUGCCUGGCGUUUUACCCGACAUGACUGCCGACACAAAUUCGUACAUCAAUCUGCAGAACGUUUACCGUAACCAAGCGGCACACGACGCGGAAAUUGUGUUUCGCCGUGCCCGUCAGUUGCUUAAAGAGCUGAACAAACCCAAUGAUCUCAUCACCGAGAAAGACGUGCGACUAUUUUGCCGCGAAGCGGCCAACAUCACGGUAGUGCAGGGCACUAAACUCACCGACGAAUUUGAUAAAGGCUACCACCGAGAGAUGAACAUUUCCAGCGUAUUGGAAACACCGAACUCGCUGAUGGGUCACUACAUCGUACUACGAGCGUUAGAUCAGUUCCAGGCGGACUAUGGAUGUCUGCCCGGCGAAAGUGAAGCAGAAUCGGAUACGGGAGGCAUGAAGAGUCUUGCUGCCAAAAUGCUUAGCGAAUGGGGUAUCGGCACGCCGCUGAGUGAUGACUUGGCGUAUGAAAUUUGUCGGUACGGAGGAGCAGAGAUACAUAGUGUUUCUGCGUUUUUGGGUGGUUGCAUUGCUCAUGAGCUCAUUAAGUUGGUGACAAAGCAAUAUCGACCAUUUGAUAAUACGUUUAUCUACGAUGGAUCCACUUUGCAGACUCAAAUCUAUAAAUUGUAAUUCAAUAGCAAAAGUUAACGAAUUGUUCGAAUUGCAUUAUAUGGCAUAAACAUCGAUAAAGACUUGUACAAUGUUUGAAUAUGAUUUUACAAAUGAGUAAAAAUGAUGAUCAAAAAGCUAACAUGUUACUCAAAUACUAUUCAAAAUCUUUUGCCAUUGUGAAACAAACGUUUUGAAAUUAAAAGAAAGGAAUUGAAAUAAAAAUGGAAGA